AAGACAGGUGCUGGUUGUAGAGAUUAGUAACGACAAAAAACCGAAGCAGUUGAAUGUAGAAAAAAAAUCACAUGGUCUCCAGCACUUCUCCGACGCUGACGCAGCUUUUGUCAGAUCAGAAGAAGUAGCGACAUAUUCCAAGCCGAGUAUUCCCAGUACACUUGUGACAAGAAGAACGAAGUGGUACUGUUUUGUACUACGUACUUCUAUUGUUGGAGUAUUCAGUAGUAGAAGGAGGAGAGCUCCAGAGCAGAUCCCAAUAACAGAGCAGAAGUCGACUACUACGAUAGUAGAAAAAGGACUCGAGAUGCCGGCUGCUCCUGCUAAGAGUGCGGACGUAGAAAUGGGUGACGUGAAGCUGGAAAAUGCCGGUGAAAGCGAGGUUGCGUCUUUGAUACAGAAGGUUAUGUUGAGUUUCCAUGAAGAUCUUCCUGUUUUUUUACAGUGCUCGCUGUAAAUAAGUGACAAGAAUAUUAUUUUCUGCAUCCAGCGUUUCCGACUAGAUUAUGGUGAAUGUGAAGCACCAGGGGCUUAUAUUUUAUUGAUUGGCUGGUAUUUCAGCGCUGCAACGGCUCAGCUCCUUUAUCAAAGUGCUUUUUCUGUUUUCUGCCUCUCCCGCGCUCCCUCUUUCAUGCCCCUAGUGGCGCAGCUACAGAGCAUACAGACGGCGACGUUGAGCGUCGAUCUGCGCACCUUAUCGAAGACACAGUUAGCUUUGAUUAAGCGCCGGAUUACGGGGUCCCUCUUGAGAAGAUGUAUCGAAACAUUUGUGGUUGACACCGACCCCAUAAAAGAGGGCAUGUUGACGCUAUUGAAGGCGGAGAAAGAGGUAUAUUGAUUUUCUAUUGUGGCUUAUCCAGAUUUACGUAGCUUAUCUAAUUAGAAAAAUCAAAUCGUUUGUUGAUAGUCUGAGACGCGUGAUGUUUACUGCCCACCAAACACAACAGGCAUUACCAGCGGAGGCGGAGACAGCCUUGAAGGAAGCAGCUGGGAAGGCGUUCAAUGUCCCAGAAAUCACUUACUUUUUCGCAAUUCUGGUUUUGGACUAUCUGUUUAAAAAUGGGCUCAACCCGGAGACGUUCUGUGCGCAAUUAAGUGCCCAAUUAGGCAAGAUGAACCGAAGAACCAUGGACUUUUUCGCGUCAAGAAUUUACGGUUACUAUGCGAGGGCUUUCAAGGAUAGCGAUUUGAUUAGAAACGACCUUUUAGCGAUCUACCGAACAGCGAGUUUGCGUAGAGAUGCGGCGACGCAGGUAUAAUUAUGAUGUUUUGAUUCAUGAAUCAAAUUUUUACGUGGCUAUCAUUCGAGUUUGAUGCAGAUGUUCUAUCACCUGAUCGUGAAACAGCGAUUCUUUAUUUCAGUCGGACCGGCUCUCGUCGCAAGACAAAUCGAGCAACCACUUGCACCGUGGUCCUUCCGUAGAGGAAAACACAAAAACAUGUUAAUGUCUACCAUCAACUACCAGGCAACCGUUCUGAAUUUAAUCCUGCGGAAUUAUGUGGAGCACAACCUGUUUGAGCAAGCGGCUCAAUUCGUUUCGAAGACAACAUUUCCAGAAAAUAGGACGAACGCAGAAUUCGCUAGAUACCUCUUCUACAUCGGGAGAAUGAAGAGCAUCCAAUUACAAUACUCGGAAGCGCAUUCGAAGUUGAUGCAGGUAUUAGUUAUGGACAUUAUGUUGCGUAGGUUGACAGCUGUGCAGGCAGGCGUAGUUUAAAGAGUGACACUGGAAGCACGUAGCGCGUUUCGUAGCAGUUUUUUGACUUCUCUUGUGGUGUUCUGAUACUGGAUGAAAGUAAGGAUCGGUUGUGCGGGGGAUAACAUGAACUAGCAAGGCGAUCCCGAUUAAUGAAAUUAUCAGAGCCGUUCGGUCUACUCUCUGAUCUUGUCAUUGCUGGAGAUGACAGAAGUCUUAGGAUAGUACGCAUGGCCAACAUAGACUGAAUUGAUAUCUCUUCACCCUCCAGGCUAUCCGCAAGGCGCCACAGAACGCGGAGAAGGCGUUGGCUUUUAAGGUCUUAGCUUGGAAGUUUGCCUUGACAGUGGAAUUGUUGAUGGGAGAAAUUCCAGCGAGAAAGCACUUUUUACAACCGGAAUUUAAGGAGUACCUACAGCCCUACGAAGAAGUUACGAAAGCGGUGCGUGGCGGAAGUGUUCCGCAGUUUGAACAAGUAGUUAGCCGACAUCAAGCGCUCUUCAAGGAAGAUGGAACGCUCACGUUGAUUAUGCGGUAUUGUUUCAAGUGGUUCGAUUAACAGCUGUAACUACUCCAUCCCAAGUAGUAGGAGAGUAAACUAUUAGUACACAUCGAUGCGAUGCGUUUUUUUAAUGCGAUCAAUGACAACCUCUACUAGCAUUUGUACGAAACGAUUGUUUGGUGCCCCAUACUUUUGUUUUCUUGGUAACUAUGUCCUUCCUUACAUAACUCUACGAGUACCUCUUCUACAACUUAAUAAUUGCUGUGGUUUCUUGGUUGGUAACAAAUAACCCCUUCCCAAAUCACUUGUAAGACAUACCCCUGGAUUGGGUUUACUACUACUACUGCUAUCGUUCUUCCCCAGGUUGCGCUACAACGUGAUCAAGACGGGACUGAGAAAGAUCAAUGUUAGCUACUCUCGUAUUAGCCUAGAGGAUAUCUGCAAAAAGCUCGGACUAGAAUCAGUGGAGGAUGCGACGGGAAUUUGUGGCAAGGUAUCUAUCAUUGCUUUCGACGUGUUCCUCAACCGAAGUCGAAAUUUUUUUGUUAUUCCUCACCGAAGUGUCCUACCACCACCACCAACCCCUCCCCACAACAUGAAAUAAUCCCAUAGGCCAUCGCCGACGGCGUGAUAAGUGCAUCUAUAGAUUUCGAGCAGAACGCACUAGUAUCCAAGGGUCUGCACGACGUUUAUUCCACUGCGGAGCCUCAGGCGCAGUUACACAAGAGAAUCGCCUUUUGCCUCCAACUGUACAACGACUGCGUACGAGGAAUGGAGUAUCCUAGCAAAAAAGACAACCAACAAGAAGACGUGGACCCCACAAAAGAAGCACGUGAGCUCGACGAAAUCUUAGCGGACAGCGAUACAGACGAUAUUGACAUGUUGUAAGUUAUAGUACUGCAACAUGAAGAUGUUGAUGUCCGUGUCCAUCCUCGUUGUGAACAGUUAGUAAGAAUACCUGUGCUCGCUGACGUCUGAGUUGUACUAAUGGUACUUGAGGAGUUAGUAGUACUCCUGCGUGUGCGACCUCAUGCGACCUGGAGAGCAGCCACUUGUUAUGUCGGGAGCGCGGUCGGGUGGCUAGUAUUCCCGGAUUGAACAACUUUCGGAGCAUUAGUGGGGACUUCCACAGAUUUAUCGCAGCAUUUAUAAUUUUAACAGCGCGUAUAGGGAGAUCAGCACGAUAUGACUGCUAUUUUUUGAAGAUGAGCAACGCUAUCCAGCGCUUUUGACUUUGAGGAAAACAACUCAUCCCCAUUUUCUCUUUCCCAGCAAUGAUCCCAACUACAUUGUGUUUGUGUCCCCCUACCAGAGGCCACUCCAAACCCACCAAUGCUCGUCUUUUUUGGGGAGAGCCCGUCGCUUUUUACAACCAGGGCAAGCGCAAUUGACUCAAUUUUGUUCGGCGGGCAAAUGACGGGAUUACGAAGGAGCUGGAACUAGCAGUUAGGUCCAUGACUAAGACCAACAUUCACUGUGAAGGCACAGAUCAAUACUCAUCGAUC
Molecule: messenger RNA, 3704 nt
Organism: Amoebophrya sp. A25
Lineage: Eukaryota; Dinophyceae; Syndiniales; Amoebophryaceae
Source: the annotation of a GenBank genome assembly